UGCAACUGCCCUGCUUAGCUGCCAAACUGCCCCACUUAGUUGGCUAGCUACUGAGCCCCUCCUUCCCUUUCCCCCUUCUCCCUUCCUCAGUUCCCCCUUGCCCUAGCUCCUUUCUGAGGAGUAUUUAAGACAUGAAACUUGCUUAAAUAAAGGGGAUGCCUUGACAAGGAAUACUGCUUGGCUUCCGUUUUUCUCUCCCCCCAUGUCUUUCAGAUAGUGCCUCUUCAAGACCCUGGAGUAACUUAGGACCUGCUGGGCGGGUCAAGUGGCGCCCGAACAGGGACCAGUGGCGCCUGAACCAAGGACUUGAAGCAUGGCCUCCUAUCGGGCACCCCGGGACCAGGAGAAAAAAGGAGAUUCUGCAGCUGUAGGACUCGGACAGAUCUGCAGGACAAGUUCUGUACCAGAGUGGUGGCGAGAGCAACAGCUUCUGGAUUUGUUCUUAUGUAUCAGUUUGUCUUUGAUAAAAUGGGACAACAAUUAACUACCCCUUUAACCCUGACUUCAGAUCAUUGGAAGGAGGUUAAAGAUCAAGCUCAUAAUUAAUCUGUUAAAAUUCAGAAGAAAUGCUGGCAGAUGUUCUGUUCCUCAGAAUGGCCCUCUUUUGAGGUAGGCUGGUUGCAGGACGGGACAUUUAACUUGGAUACUAUCUUACAGGUCAAGGAAAAAAUCUUUCAAACCUGCCCACAUGGCCACCCAGACCAGGUUCCCUACAUCGUUACCUGAGAAAGCUAGAUUUUUAUACUGUGGUGCCUGAAAAUGUAAAACUACUGGGGAUGCUUAUUGAAAACCUAGUUCUUCUUGGGACUGGAUAACUGUUCGUAAAAAUUAUACUUCCAAAGCAAAGCUCCAUGUGAAGCACAAAAACCUGUGACAUCUCCCACACUUGUCUCCCAGGGGCAAGCAACAGGACUGUCUCCAUGGGUGUCAGGAAGGACUUGGGGCAUGCGAUGGUAUUUCCCAAACAGGAUACAGCAGCAAGAUUUAGGUGCCACCUUCACCAUUAAGCUAAAGGUAGAAAACCAAGUACUACCUGACCAGAGAGCCUGCUGUUGCUGGCUGGACUAAGCUACUCUCCCUGCUUCUUUGCCAGCACCUCCCACCACCAACCAAGAACUAUUCAACCUUGUGCAGGGAGCCUUUUUCUUGCUAAAUAGUACUGACCCCAGCUUGACACAAUCUUGCUGGCUAUGCCUGUCAGCAGGAUCUCCCUAUUAUGAGAAAAUAGCCUUAUCUGGCAGUUUCAACACUCAUACAUCCUGUAGAUGGGGGCAACAGAAAAAGUUAACCUUAACAAAAGUAUGUUGGGGACUCCAACCCCUCAAUAUCAGUACAUGUGUAACCUAACUCUCCUAAAUCACAAGAGGACAGGAAACUGGUACCUGGUACUCUUUAUUGAUCUAUGAUGAGCCUACAACAUUGGUUUAACCCUUGUAUCUCUGAUGAUACUGCUAAUUUCUGUGUAUUGAUCCAAUUAGUCCCCCAAAGGAUAUUCGGCCAAAUAAGAGGGGGAAAUGUAGAACUUUAAGAAAAAUCUGAAGCCAUUUCUGACGACUCUCUGUACUUCCCCACCUCCCCUGGGAACCAAGGACAUAACAACUAUACAUGCAUGUACUGAGAUGUUGAAAACUUUCCAUCUCCCUGAAUAGGGGCAUGAUAACCCUUAGGUGUUGACUCAGUUACUGAUGUUUUGACUUAGUCCCUGGGAAGGGGCAAAGUGACCCUCAGAAGUUUCCCUUUACUUCAUCUGAUCUGGCAACCACUCUCCAGCUAAUUAUUGGUAAUAGCCUUUUUGAAUAAGCCAAUCAUAAUAGUUAAAGAACAACUCCCUGCCAUACUGAGCAGAAGCUUCCAGGCAGGUUUGCAAAAAGGACACUAGCCUCCAAAAACUACAGCUUCAGGACAGUAAAAGGAAGGGAUGAAAUCAAGAACCAGAAUGCUGAGUGUGGGCAGCAGGGCUGACUGGAGGCAGGACGUCGACUUCAGUUUCCAGGCACAGAUGGAGAUCUGUUCUUCCUUCCAUGUGUACUGCAAUCAUCUGUGUGCUAGGAGAUACUCUGCAAGUGAUCAGAGUGGAGGCCCUUUCAGGGACCAACGUGGGCCAUGAGUUGCCAGCAGUUUCACACUGUACAGUGUAAAAUUAUGUGUGGCUGGAAUAGGAAUCAGCCGUAAACAGCAAAGGAAUUCUGACAUACAGUACAACAUGAACGAAACAUUUUGUUGAGGAAGAAAAGGGGAAAUGGUGAAGGAGAUCCUUCUGUCUUUGUGUUGCUUUCAUUGGUUAAUAAAGAAACUACUUUGGGCUGGUUGAUUGGGCAGAAAUGAAUGCGGGGAGAAAGAAGAGCAGAGUCAGAGAGAUCUGCUGGGGACAGACGCUGGAAAUUUUACCCGGUAAGCCAAUGCCAUGUGGCAAUACACAGAUUAAUAGAAAUGGGUUAUAUUAAAAUGUAAGAAUUAGCCAAUAAGAAACUAGAGCUAACGGGCCAAGUGGUGAUUUAAUUAAUACAGUUUCUUUGUGGUUAUUUUGGUGCUGAGAUAGCCAGGCAGCCGGGAUGAACAAACAACUCCUUGCAACAAAUAUGUCUCAAAAAUGCUUUCCACUUAAAGAGUAUGUGAAAAAUUUCCUUUUGGUUCUAAUAAAAAUGGGUCAUUGUGACUUUUUCAAGGGAAAGAGUCAUAGAAUGAUGACAGCAUAUGAAGGUUCCGAGCAGUCUGAGGAGCUGCUUGGAGGUAAGAUACUCUGGAAAAAAAGACAUAAUAUAGAUGGCCCUUCUUGAGAAGUUUGUGGUAAAAGGAAAGGACAGAAAAGAUUAGACAAAGGAUUUCUAUGUAGUUCAGAGAAAUGUAACCAUGAUUAAUUUCCAAAGGAAGGAUUCCCUAGAAAAAGACAUUAAAGAUUGAGGGACUUCUUGGUAUAUUGAGGGCAUGAGGUUACAAAACAGGAAGAUGGGGAAAAUCUCAGACUGGAAAAUAAAGGAAAUAUCAGUAUGAUUGGAAGAAGUGUACACACAGCCUAAGAUAUGUGUAAGUUUGUCAGCUAGACCCCUACAGCUUCAGCUUAGUCAGUUUCCCCAUGCAGUACUGAGGAAGUUGUAAGGGAACUUGAAUGUGUAGGAGGGUGAGGGUUUGAUUCCUCUGCUCUUGACUGUGGAUGUAAACAUCUGCUUGACUUCCUGGCAGUGAUGGGCUAUAACAGGAACUCUUUCCUACCCAUUGUUUUUACCAGAGUAUUUUAUCACAGCAGCAGAAAGAGGAAUUAAACGUGGAAAUGACAAAAAGUAAAAAUUCAGAACGUAUCAAAUAGGCUUAAGUAUGUUCUGUGUUUUUUCAUCAGGUAUCAUAAGACCAGCAAUAGCUAUGGCAUGGUAGUGAUAACAUUCUUCCUAAGUUGAAGUUUUACAAGGGUUAAGCAAGGAGUCAGAUGGGCAAGACUUCACAGAGGAAGCAGUGUGACUGGAAGAACCUAUCAAAGCCAAAGCCUUGUUUACACGCCUCAAUUCCCUUGAGGAUGUCCAAUUACACAUUCAAGAGGCCAGUCACUAGAAUCACAUCCCAUGUGGGCAAUGAGGUAAGAUAUCAUCAGUGGGAGGAGACCUUGGUCAAGCCCCAACAAGCCUGCUGGCAGAAGAGACUACAAGGACUCCAGGCCUACAUCAGUGCAGGAGAACUUUUGAGCACCUCAGAUCUUGCCAAAGCUUUGCAAGAUCUUAGACCUGGAGGCACAGAUGCGUCUGUUUCAGAGACUCAAGCAAACAAUGUUGACUGUAGGUCAACCCAUGAGUCAUCUUCACAUUUGGCAGACAUGAUUCCAGAAGCAGGUAUCCCACAGAGCCUUUACAAUCAAUUUCUCGUCACUGAAGAAGAUAUUAGCAAACAGGAAAAGAAAGUGAAAAGAGCAAGAGAAAGACUGGCAGUUGCCAUGAUUGCACACAGGCUAGCAAACGAGGCAGAGAAAGUGAGGGGGUCAAAGAAGGCAACCUUAUAAAUACAGGGAGGGGAAGCUGGGGAGAAGAUACUGCAGAGGGAAUGCAGAAUUGUUUUAAUACUUCUUUGCAGUGUCUCUUGUUAUUGUUUUAAGAGUUGAAACUUUAAACUUAACAACACUUCAAUAAAAUUCUUUGUUCAAUGAAAAAUAUAUAAAUGAUAAUUAUUAUUUUUCUCUUACUCUACCCACCUCUUUCUCUGUAUUGAAGGUCAAACCCAACUUUUUACUCAUACAAGGUGAAUACUCUACCAUAGACCUACAUCACCCAGCCAGUAAUUAUUAUUUUUUAAAAUCAUUUUGGGGGCUUGAGAGAGGGCUCUGUGAUGAAGUUCACUGGCCAGGUAUAACUUCCCCACAUCUACAUAGCAGAUUACAACUAUCUAUAAUUUCAAUUCCAAGGGGAUCCAUUGCUCUCUUUUGAUCUCCACAGACACUAGGUAUACACACAAUACAUAGACAUAGAUGAAAGCAUAUACAUACCAAAUUAUUUUUAAUUAUGUGUGUCUAUGUAUUGCUAUGUGCACAUGAGAAGAGGUACAUGAAGUGACCAGAAGGUUUUGUAUUCCCUGGAACUGUAGCUAUAGGCAGUUGUAAGCCAUCAUGCACUGGCGUUGGGAACCAAACUUGGGCCCACUGUGAGAGUUUUAACUGAUCUUAAAUAUUGAACCAAAUCUCUAGCCCCAGUAAUUUUUUUUUGAGAUGAGAAUUGAGAUGAGAAAACAUUUUUCUAAGUUCUUUAUAGUCCUAUAUUCACUCACCAUUUUAUUUUUUAAAAAGCUUAUGUACAUGAGUGUUUUACCUACAUGUAUGUCUGUGAACAGUAUGCAGGGUUGGUGUCCAUGGAGGCCAAAAAAGGAUAUUGGUUCCCCUGGAACUUGAGUUAUAGACAGUUGGGCGCUUCCAUACAGAUUCUGGGAAACAAACCCAGGUCCUCUGGAAGAACAUAAAGUACUCUUAACUUCUAAGCCAUCAUUUACUAGAUACCUAAUAGUCUUGCAUUUCAUUAGUAGUGUUUAAAAAUAUUUUUGCCUUCUGACAUUCUCAGAAUGCACAGUCUCAUAGUAAUCCCUCUUUUUUGCCUUUACAGUCUUUUUGUCCCUUCUUAGCAAUGAUCCCUAAACCUUAGGUUCAGGGGUUACGUUAUAUGUGUAUCCAUUGGGACUGAACUCACAGCUCUGCAUUUUGAUUGGUUAUGAUUUUCUGUAAUGGUGUGUGUCUGCUGUAAAAGAAAAGUUCCUUGAUGCAGGGAGGACUACACUUAUCUGUGUAAAGGUAUAUGAUACAGUGUUUUGAUGUGCCUAUAUAGUAAGAUGACUUUACAAAUUAACAGCUAUUGUGUAUUACUUUUCUAAUUACUAAUGAAAUACAUGUCAAGUCAACUUGAGAAAAGAGGUUAGUUUGCUUCAUAGUUUGAGGGGGCAGUCAGAAGGCUUGGCAGCAGCAAUAUGAGAUAGCUUCUCACAUUGUAUUUGCAGUCCGUAAACAGAUAGACAAUGUUGGGUUUCUAUUAACUUCCUCCUAUUUAUUUUCUUCUUAUUCAGUCUGAGAUCUCAGGCCAUUAGAUGGUACCACUCAUGUUUAGGAUGGAUCUUCUUUCCCCAAUUAAACUAAGUGUAUUAGACUAAUACAAGUGUAUUACUUGUAUUACUAAUACAUUUGUAAACUAAUGCACUUGUAUUAAACUAAUACAAGUGACAAAUCUUUACAGUACACAAGAGCAUUUGCCAGACCUGCUGACAUAGCUUUUAUAUGCCCAGCAACUGAGGAGGUGGAUGUGUGUACGUGGGGUCAGAGUUACAAGCAUUGACUACAGAUCUACAGGGGGCACCACAGAAUUCUGUAGUGCCUUGUCCUUACAGAUUGUGAUGGCUUAUUCUUGGCUGUUAACUUGAUCACAUAUGGAAUUAGCUAAACCACAAAAGGCUGGGCCCAUCUCUGAGGGAUUUUUUUCUUAAGUCAUUUGAAGGGAAAACUCACUUUUAUUUUGUAUCUCUGGUAAGAUACACCUUUAAUCCAGAUCUUUUGAAGUGGGAAAAUCAACCUUUAAUGUGGGCCACACCUUCUGCUGGCAGCCCUUGGAAAGACUUGGAAGAAAUAAGUUUGCUUCUCUCUUUGCUUGUUCUUGCUUUCACUAUCAAUUCAAUUCCUUCACUGGCAUUACAGCCCAUUUCUUCAGGAGUCUGACAUAUACUGAAGACAGUUAAGAUGUCCAGCCUUGUGGACUGAACAAGUACUGAAUUCCUGGGCCUUCCAUUAAUAGAAAGCCAUUGUAUGCUAACUGGACCAUAACCUGUGAGACAUUUUAACUAAUCCCCUUUCUCUUCCCCUGUAUGUAUGUAUUAUAUAUAUAUGUAUGCAUGUAUAUAGAUAAUAGAUAUAGACUAUAUAUAGUUGUAAUAAACAGGUAUAGGCUUAAUCUGCCUAGCCACAAUAUAUUGGAUUUAUACAAUGUUUCAGUAUUCAUUUAAGUAACAUUUUAAGUUUUAUGUCUGUUUUCUAGAUAACUUUUAUUACAUUUUGUGGGUGUGAGUGUGUGUAUGCACAUGCAUGUGGUGCCAGGUAUCCAUGUGACAGUCACAGAAGUGCUUGGGGUUAUUGGUUAACUCAUUCUACUAUGAAAACCCCAGAAAUCAACUCAGGAUUUCAAGUUUGGGAGUAAGAGCUUUUAUCUGCUGGGAUUACAUGUGUGUGCUGCUACACCAGGCUGCCUCUAUUUCUUUUGAUAGUUUGUCUACAGCAGUACCUUGAAUUUAAGUAAUUCUUUUCCUUCCUGCUCUACCUAGCUCAUGUCUUUGAGUCUCCAUCCCUUUAGCUAUUAUGAGUAAAUAAAAUCAUUGAGGAUGGUGUCUUUGUCUAUGUCCAUGGGAUGCUGCUAUAACACAAAGCCACAGACCACUCAACUAAUAAUUUAUUCUCUUACAGUUUUGGUGGCUGGGCAUUCCAAUAUCAAGGUAGUUGCAUCUGAGGUGUAGCUUCUUGCAUCAUCCUUCUCUGGUAGAAGGUAGAAAAACAAAGGAGGAAAAAUGAUAAGUACCUUUUUGGAAUCAAAGGAGGCAGAAGAACCAAUGCCCACAAGAUCUUUGUCAAUAGCAAUUUGAUUCCAUUUGUGGUGAUAGAGAGAUCCUACAUUAUCAGAACACUUAUUAUUCUCAACUUUCAAAAUGAUUGCCUUGGUACUCUGUGAGUUUGGGGGCAAAACCUGAAAAAAAAAACACUCAUCCCUGAGAGACCAAAGAAACAAAACCACCUAAGUCUAGUUGGUGAACCACUGGAGUUGCUUACAGGUAAAGGUAGCUGAUCACAGAAGUGUCUACCCCAGGAUGGGGGACUACUAUUCAAGACAGCUGUAGCCUUGAGGAUCCCUGCAGAAUCUGAAGGCAGUUACAUGGGUAUUCUCCUGUGGCCAGCAAUUGUUUACUGUGUUUUAUCC
Messenger RNA from Alexandromys fortis (reed vole), 7415 nucleotides. RefSeq names its product methyl-CpG binding domain protein 3 like 1 (gene Mbd3l1). The record is from RefSeq and is a predicted model, not a curated record. NCBI's taxonomy places the organism in Eukaryota, Metazoa, Chordata, Mammalia, Rodentia, Cricetidae. The transcript is spliced from 6 exons. The coding region runs from base 3422 to 3985 and encodes 187 amino acids.